Molecule: messenger RNA, 1164 nt
Organism: Saccostrea cuccullata (small rock oyster)
Lineage: Eukaryota; Metazoa; Mollusca; Bivalvia; Ostreida; Ostreidae
Exons: 3
Coding region: 1-1164 (387 amino acids)
Cellular component (GO): nucleus
Molecular function (GO): DNA binding
Source: RefSeq, a predicted model, not a curated record
AUGGCUGAGGUCAGAGGAAAUCAAUUUAAAAUGGGAAAACCAUCUGACAUGUGGUGGCGCAGAUUCAAAUCUCGGCACAAAGAUUUUUCUCUUCGCUCCCCAGAACCAACAGGAACUAUGCGCCACGAUGCUAUGUCCCGUCAGAGAAUAGCCACUUAUUUUGAAGAGCUUGGCAAGAUUGUUUUGUCCCCAAGCUUCAAAGACGAGCCAUCCAGAAUAUGGAAUAUGGACGAAACUGGUGUCAAUUUGAGCCAUAAACCAAAUAAAGUUUUGGCCAAAAGGGGGGCUAGAUCAGUUCAUGGGAAAACAUCAACUUCCCGUGAACUGAUCACCGUAAUAGCUUGUGGAAAUGCGGACGGUGGGUACUUGCCUCCGCACUUUGUCAUACCAGGUAAAACUCAGAAAAAAUUGGAUGGGUAUGACUUAGAAUCAGUGGUUCAAGAGGGUUCCGUGAUAAAAGGUGCCAACUUUUCGGUCUCCGACUCGGGAUGGACAAAGGAUGGUAUUGCAAGACUAUGGUUUACAGAAACAUUUUUGAAAAAUAUAGGCCCUGCUAGACCACAGUUGUUGAUCUGUGACGGACAUGGUUCACAUAACAAUGUAGAAUUUGUUGAUUUAGCAAAACUGAAUGACAUUAUUAUUGUCGAGCUGCCAAGUCACACCAGCAACUGGACUCAACCAUUUGACAGAUCGGUGUUCAAGUCUCUCAAGAGCCAUUGGAACACCACGUUAGAUGAUUUCAUUAAAAAAACGGGGAUAGCAGUAGGCCACAAACAGUUCCUAAGACUGUUUAAUAUAGCAUGGCAAGCUGCACUCACGCCAUCAACCAUCCGAAAUGGAUUUGCUGCGACUGGCAUUUACCCCUUUAAUCCCCAUUCCAUUCCAGACGAAGCGUUUGCCCCGAACGAAGGUUGUGUUUCUGAGAUUACCCCAGAGCCACAGAUCAAUUAUUUCCCAUUCCUAAUCCGGUACCUAAAAGAAACAGGAAGCGGGGGGACCGAUUAUUUCGUCAUCACAGCUGAUGAGGUAUUCAGCCAGAAAAAGAAAGCCCUAGAACUGAAACGUAAACAAGAGGAGAUAAAAGAACAGAAGCGAGUAGAGCGAGAGAGGAAACGGGCAGAAAAAGUCAUCAGUUUGACCAUGAAGAAGAGCAAACUAGCUUAA